AGGUUUGACUACGGAUUUUGAGCAUCUGAAGUUGACCUCUGAAUUGACGCGUUCCCUGCUGCUCCCUCACCCUUUGAAGAGAUGUCUGUCGCUUACGAUGAUUCCGUGGGAGUAGAAGUGUCCAGCGACAGCUUCUGGGAGGUCGGGAACUACAAGCGGGCUGUGAAGCGGAUCGAUGAUGGCCACCGCCUGUGCACCGACCUCAUGAACUGCCUGCACGAGCGGGCGCGCAUCGAGAAAGCAUACGCACAGCAGCUCACCGAGUGGGCCCGGCGCUGGAGGCAGCUUGUGGAUAAGGGGCCUCAGUACGGGACGGUGGAGAAGGCCUGGAUAGCUGUCAUGUCCGAGGCAGAGAGGGUGAGCGAGCUGCACCUGGAGGUGAGGGCCUCGCUGAUGAACAAGGACUUUGAGAAGAUCAAGAACUGGCAGAAGGAGGCCUUUCACAAGCAGAUGAUGGGAAGCUUUAAGGAGACCAAGGAAGCCGAGGACGGCUUUCGGAAGGCACAAAAACCCUGGGCCAAGAAGCUGAAAGAGGUAGAAGCAGCAAAGAAAGCCUACCAUGCAGCGUGCAAAGAGGAGAAGUUGGCAAUAUCGCGAGAAACCAAUAGCAAAGGGGACCCAUCCCUCAACCCUGAACAGCUUAAGAAAUUGCAAGACAAAGUAGAAAAAUGCAAGCAAGAUGUUCUUAAGACCAAAGAAAAGUAUGAGAAGUCCCUGAAGGAGCUUGACCAGGGCACACCCCAGUACAUGGAGAACAUGGAGCAGGUGUUCGAGCAGUGCCAGCAGUUUGAGGAGAAGCGCCUGCGCUUCUUCCGGGAAGUUCUGCUGGAGGUGCAGAAGCACCUGGACCUGUCAAAUGUGUCCAGCUACAAAACCAUUUACCACGACCUGGAGCAGAGCAUCAGAGCUGCCGACGCAGUGGAGGACCUGAGGUGGUUCAGAGCCAACCACGGGCCAGGCAUGUCCAUGAACUGGCCACAGUUUGAGGAGUGGUCCGCAGACCUGAAUCGAACUCUCAGCCGGAGAGAGAAGAAGAAGACCGCUGAUGGCGUCACCCUGACGGGCAUCAACCAGACGGGUGACCAGGCUCUGCAGAACAAGCCCAGCAGUGACCUUAGUGUCCCGAGCAACCCCGCACGGUCAGCGCAGUUACCGCCCAGCUACAACCCCUUCGAGGACGAGGACGACACAGGGAGCACCGUCAGUGAGAAGGAGGACAUUAAGGCCAAAAACGUGAGCAGCUACGAGAAGACCCAAAGCUACCCCACUGACUGGUCAGAUGACGAGUCCAACAACCCCUUCUCCUCCACGGAUCCCAGUGGGGACUCAAAUCCGUUCGAUGAGGAUGCCACCUCAGGCACGGAAGUGCGGGUCCGGGCCCUUUACGACUAUGAAGGGCAGGAGCAUGAUGAGCUGAGCUUCAAGGCCGGGGACGAACUGACCAAGAUAGAGGAUGAGGAUGAACAGGGCUGGUGCAAGGGACGCUUGGACAACGGACACGUUGGCCUGUACCCAGCGAAUUACGUUGAGGCAAUCCAGUGACGUGCUGGUGGGCUGGCUGGCGGAGGGAUGGAGGUGGUGUUCCCAGGAGCUCCGUUAGCCAUCGGCCCCGGGCAGUGGUACCUCCGGUGUCUCCAGCCGAUCUGUAGGCGUCCACUCCUUUUCUUGCAAAAGAUAAUGGUUCCGUUGCUCUUGGCUUCAUGGUGUCUCUUGAAGACAGACGAGCCGGUCAUUUCACCUGGGACUCGGCACCCUUUCCACAGCGCAGAUAGAGGGACCUGAGCACAGGAAGAUGCAGUACGGCAGAGAUCGCUGGGCCCUGCCCCUCCCCGCUCGCUGUGCGUGUCGGCUUACCAUGGAUCUGUCUGUCUGUUCUUGCCCUUGUCUUUCCGCCUUUCCUCUGAGUCAAUGGUGCGUUACAUUGAUUCUUGUUCCACUGAUUACUUUCUCUGACCAGUCCCAUCACCCACAACUUAAUGAACAAACUUCCAUGCCAUUUUCUGAGUGAAGAUUUUGAGGUUUUUAAUUUAAAGGCUGUGUACAGUUAUAGUUUUUUAUAUACCUGUUUGUCCAUUCAUUUCCACUUAAAUUAUGGCACAGAUUGAUGUACACUAGUCCUGAGGAAAUGGUAUCUCUGUUUCCACAUUGUAUUGUUAGUCAACCAAGCCACUGCCUGGGGCAGCCGCGAGAGCUGGCGCUCCUUCAGACAGAGGAGGUGUGAGGCAGGAGACUGCAGUAGAAAGAUGGGAACACAUUAUGGCCAGAUUUCUAUUGUGAAUGCUCUUUACACAUUUGGGGCAUCCGAAUGUGAGUUUUGGAAAUAACCUUAUGUAGUACUCCCGAAAAGUCACCAUAUUUAAAAACUAUUUUUACUCUGUUCGUGCUUAAAAUUUUACUCUUGCAAAUUAACAGUUUUAUCAGUGAUUUGGAAGGUUAAAAAGUAAGAAUAACUUUUCAAGCAAAUGCAUCUGUAGAUUAAGAUGCUUUAUAUUAGACUGUCAUGCCUUGAUGUAUAUCUGUAAAUAUUAUUUGAUAUUCAGAGAAUCUAAAGAGCUCAUCUACUGUUUUAAUGAGAUUUAACGGCUUUUGACAGUGGGUUUAAUUUGUAAACUGCUUGAAGACCGUGGCAUUCGAGCACAGUCCUGCUGCUUGGCCGGGCCUCCUCCAGCCCUGGGCCUCCUCCAGCCCUGGGCCUCUCUGGAGAGGAGCCUGCUGUAGAAGUCGGUCCUCACGGGCCAGCUGUAGGUCUGGCUCCUCACCAGCCUCAGCGUAGCAGACGCUGCAACACCCCGUCUCUCCAGUGGUUGCACACUUCACAGCCAUCCACAUCCUCGUGGGCAGACAGACGCUGGGUCUCCCCCACAGCACAAGGGUCUCUCCUGAGCGUCCCUAGUCAUCAGUGAGCCGCCGUGCUGGGGCAGGGAGCUACACUGUCAUUGUGGGGCGGAGGAGGGAGGGAGGGAGGGAAACCUUUAUUUUGUGUAACUCAGACACUGGUGAAAUGGCCUCUGCCAUCAUAAGCUAUGCAUUACUGUGUUUCCAGUGAGCUCAGUCUUGCUUGGAAAGUGGAU
Molecule: messenger RNA, 3071 nt
Organism: Ceratotherium simum simum (southern white rhinoceros)
Lineage: Eukaryota; Metazoa; Chordata; Mammalia; Perissodactyla; Rhinocerotidae
Source: RefSeq, a predicted model, not a curated record